AGAACAAGCCUCGUCCGAAAAGUUGAUAGAUGAAUCCUGACUUUACCGAAAUGCAGGAAAAACGAUUUCUUUGACUUUUUUUUUUUUUUUUUUUUAGGAUUUAUGAGCGCGUGUAGAGCCGGAGCGCGUAUUUUAGGGAUAUAUGUUUGUGAAAUGAAACGACAGAGAAAUGCCAGUGGAAAUGCUUCAUCCAAACUCAAUGCCUCCGUAGGUUUGUCACCGAGCCAAAUCUAUACGUUUCUGUCGACCUGUUGAGAGUGCUUGACCUGUGUGAGCCCAGAGAUGUGGAUCUGCAUGGUUUACAAUGAGACGGACACCAACGUGGACUUCCGGCUCUGCCAGGACUUUGGCCUCAUCCUGUCAGUCUUCUCCCUCAUCUACCUCCUGGUGUGCUUCCCAUUGGGGCUGUGCUACAAUGCGCUGCUGGUUGUGGUCAACCUCUCCAACAAGGUGUCUAUGACCAUGCCGGAUGUCUAUUUUGUCAACAUGGCCAUCGCGGGCCUUGUGCUCAACCUGGUGGCGCCGGUGGAGUUGCUGAGCUCCAACUUCACCCGCUGGCAUGUGUGGGAGUACAACAACGAGGUCUACAUCACCCUGCUCAUCCUCUUCAACAUCUCAUCUCUGGUGAUCAUGUACUCCACCACGCUGCUCAGUCUGGACUACUAUAUAGAGCGGGCGUUGCCUCGUACAUACAUGUCCAGUGUGUAUAACACCAAACAUGUGUGUGGAUUCAUCUGGGGCGGCGCUGUGCUCACCAGCUUCUCUUCUCUGCUGUUCUAUGUGUGCAACCACAUCUCCACCAAGAUGGUCGAGUGCUCCAAAAUGCAGAACAAAGAGGCAGCAGACGCCAUCAUGAUGUUUAUCGGCUACGUGGUUCCAGCUGUGGCUGUUCUUUACGCCUUUGUGCUCAUUUUGCGCAUAAGGAAGGAAUCCACACCUCUGGAUCAGGACUCAGCUCGCUUGGACCCUUCUAUUCACAGACUACUGCUAGCUUCAGUCUGUGUGCAAUUUGUACUGUGGACUCCAUACUAUAUGACCCUGUUGGUACACACUAUAGCUGGUUCACCAGGGUACAUUAGUUACAUACAUUACUUCCCUACCUAUUACUUCUUGAGAUGUGUGUCUAAACUGCUGGCUUUCUCUAGCAGCUUUGCAAUGCCUCUCAUGUACAGGCAGAUGAACAAAAACUUCUCUAACAAGCUUCAGCGGCUGCUCAGGAGGCUGCACUGCAGAGACCAAUCCUGCCCCCAUGAACGCUCAACAGUGCAGCAAGUGGUGACGUGAGA
This is a messenger RNA of Scomber japonicus (chub mackerel), 1286 nucleotides long. RefSeq names its product G protein-coupled receptor 146 (gene gpr146). Gene Ontology annotation, biological process: G protein-coupled receptor signaling pathway. The transcript is spliced from 2 exons. The record is from RefSeq and is a predicted model, not a curated record. The coding region runs from base 283 to 1284 and encodes 333 amino acids. Gene Ontology annotation, molecular function: G protein-coupled receptor activity. Lineage: Eukaryota; Metazoa; Chordata; Actinopteri; Scombriformes; Scombridae. Gene Ontology annotation, cellular component: membrane.